AUGGCCGACUCGACUCAGCUACAGCAUGCCCAACUGGCGACGAUUCUCGGCCCCGACCCGGCCCCUUUCCAAACCCUAAUCUCCCACCUCAUGUCCUCCUCCAACGAGCAGCGAUCCCAAGCCGAGCUCCUCUUCAACCUCUGCAAGCAGACCGAUCCCGACUCGCUCUCCCUCAAACUCGCCCACCUUCUCCAGUUCUCUCCCGCCCCGGAGGCCCGAGCCAUGUCCGCCAUUCUCCUCCGCAAGCAGCUCACUCGCGACGACUCGUACCUCUGGCCCCGCCUCUCCCCCGCCACCCAAUCCAAUCUCAAAACCAUUCUCUUGACCUGUAUUCAGCGCGAGGACACCAAAUCCAUAUCCAAGAAGCUCUGCGACACCAUUUCCGAGCUCGCCUCCGGGAUUUUGCCUGAUAACGCCUGGCCCGAGCUCUUGCCUUUCAUGUUCCAAUGCGUCUCCUCCGAUUCGCCCAAGCUUCAAGAAUCGGCGUUUUUGAUAUUCGCGCAGCUCUCGCAGUACAUCGGCGACACCUUGGUGCCGCAUAUAAAGGAAUUGCACGCCGUGUUCUUGCAUAGUUUGGGAAACUCGUCAAGCGCCGAAGUGAAGAUCGCGGCCUUGAACGCCGUCAUCAAUUUCAUCCAGUGUUUGACUAGCUCUGCCGAUAGGGAUAGGUUUCAGGACCUGUUGCCGGCGAUGAUGAGGACGCUGAUGGAGGCUUUGAACAACGGGAACGAGGCCACAGCGCAGGAGGCUCUCGAGUUGUUGAUCGAAUUGGCUGGGACCGAGCCCAGGUUCCUCAGGCGGCAGAUUGUGGAGGUGGUCGGGUCUAUGCUGCAGAUUGCCGAGGCCGAGUCGUUGGAAGAAGGGACCAGGCACUUGGCCAUUGAGUUCGUCAUCACGCUCGCCGAGGCCAGAGAGCGUGCGCCUGGGAUGAUGAGGAAGUUGCCGCAGUUUAUAAGCCGAUUGUUCGCUAUUUUGAUGAGUAUGCUUUUGGAUAUCCAGGACGAUCCCGCAUGGAAUACAGCAGAGACUGAAGAUGAGGAAGCAGGUGAGACCAGUAAUUACAGUGUGGGGCAGGAGUGUUUGGAUCGGCUUGCUAUAUCCCUGGGUGGGAAUACCAUUGUUCCAGUCGCUUCCGAGCAGUUGCCGGCAUAUUUGGCUGCCCCCGAGUGGCAGAAGCACCAUGCUGCGUUGAUUGCCCUAGCUCAGAUUGCCGAAGGUUGCGCUAAGGUAAUGAUUAAAAAUUUAGAGCAAGUGGUGGCAAUGGUCUUGAACUCAUUUCAAGAUCCGCAUCCUCGUGUAAGGUGGGCAGCUAUUAAUGCAAUUGGGCAGUUGUCUACGGAUUUGGGCCCAGAUCUGCAAGUUCAAUAUCAUCAGCAGGUGCUUCCAGCAUUGGCUGCUGCUAUGGAUGAUUUUCAGAACCCUCGUGUUCAGGCACAUGCUGCUUCAGCAGUGCUCAACUUCAGCGAGAAUUGUACUCCAGAUAUUUUAACACCUUAUUUGGAUGGAGUAGUGAGCAAAUUGCUAGUACUUCUGCAGAAUGGGAAACAAAUGGUGCAAGAGGGAGCCUUGACUGCUUUGGCAUCAGUUGCUGAUUCAUCUCAGGAGCAUUUCCAAAAAUACUAUGAUGCAGUUAUGCCUUACCUAAAAGCUAUCUUGAUGAAUGCAACUGAUAAAUCUAAUCGUAUGCUUCGUGCCAAAUCCAUGGAGUGCAUUAGUUUGGUUGGUAUGGCUGUUGGAAAGGAUAAAUUCAGGGAUGAUGCUAAGCAGGUCAUGGAAGUGCUGAUGGCUUUGCAAGGAUCUCAAAUGGAGACAGAUGAUCCAACUACAAGUUACAUGCUACAAGCAUGGGCUAGACUUUGCAAGUGUUUAGGACAAGAUUUCCUCCCCUACAUGAGUGUUGUAAUGCCUCCUUUGCUUCAGUCUGCUCAACUUAAGCCAGAUGUAACCAUUACAUCUGCAGAUGACAAUAGUGAUAUUGAUGACUCUGAUGAUGAAAGUAUGGAAACAAUUACUCUUGGGGAUAAACGGAUUGGAAUCAAGACUAGUGUCCUGGAGGAAAAAGCUACAGCUUGCAAUAUGCUGUGUUGCUAUGCUGAUGAGUUGAAAGAAGGAUUCUUUCCGUGGAUUGAUCAGGUUGCCCCAACUUUGGUUCCACUUCUUAAAUUUUAUUUCCAUGAAGAGGUUAGGAAGGCGGCUGUUUCAGCAAUGCCGGAGCUACUGCUUUCUGCAAAAUUAGCUAUAGAGAAAGGGCAAGCUCAAGGUCGUAAUGAAACCUAUAUAAAGCAAUUGUCUGACUACAUUGUCCCAGCUCUGGUGGAAGCAUUACACAAGGAACCUGAUACAGAAAUAUGUGCAAAUAUUUUGGACGCAUUAAAUGAAUGCUUACAGAUAUCUGGACCACUUUUAGAUGAAAGCCAGGUCAGAUCCAUUGUGGAGGAGAUAAAGCUGGUGAUAACUGCCAGUUCAAGUAGAAAAAGAGAGAGAGCAGAAAGGACCAAAGCCGAAGAUUUUGAUGCUGAGGAAGGGGAGCUCAUUAAAGAGGAAAAUGAACAAGAGGAAGAAGUUUUUGAUCAAGUGGGAGAGAUCUUGGGAACUUUGAUCAAAACGUUUAAAGCCUCUUUCUUGCCUUUCUUUGACGAGCUAUCAUCAUAUCUGACACCUAUGUGGGCCAAGGAUAAAACACCUGAAGAGAGAAGGAUUGCAAUAUGCAUCUUUGAUGAUGUUGCAGAGCAGUGUCGCGAGGCAGCUGUAAAAUAUUACGACACAUUUCUUCCUUUUCUAUUGGAGGCUUGCAAUGACGAUAACCCUGAUGUUCGACAGGCAGCUGUAUAUGGACUUGGUGUCUGUUCAGAGUUUGGCGGGACAGUAAUUAAACCUCUUAUUGGCGAGGCUCUUUCGAGGCUAAAUGUUGUGAUUCAGCAUCCUAAUGCCGUGCAACCGGAAAACCUAAUGGCAUAUGAUAAUGCCGUUUCUGCUCUAGGAAAAAUAUGUCAAUUUCAUCGCGACAGUAUUGAUGCAGCUCAGGUUAUUCCUGCAUGGUUGAACUGUUUACCGAUUAAAGGUGACUUGAUUGAAGCCAAAGUUGUUCAUGAUCAGCUGUGUUCUAUGGUAGAAAGGUCUGACAGGGAACUUUUGGGUCCCAACAAUCAGUAUCUUUCCAAAAUUGUCGCAGUGUUUGCCGAGGUUCUUUGUGCUGGUAAGGAUUUAGCAACAGAACAAACUGCUAGCCGGAUGAUAAAUCUAUUACGGCAGCUUCAGCAGACAUUGCCACCAGCUACCUUGGCCUCCACUUGGUCCUCCUUACAACCCCAGCAACAGCUUGCACUGCAAUCUAUCCUCUCCUCGUAG
Prunus armeniaca (apricot) is the source of this 3348-nucleotide messenger RNA. NCBI's taxonomy places the organism in Eukaryota, Viridiplantae, Streptophyta, Magnoliopsida, Rosales, Rosaceae. The record is from the annotation of a GenBank genome assembly.